Messenger RNA from Pteronotus mesoamericanus, 2197 nucleotides. It is a transcript of the gene DCAF13, whose product is annotated as DDB1 and CUL4 associated factor 13. Gene Ontology annotation, molecular function: protein binding. Gene Ontology annotation, cellular component: small-subunit processome; nucleolus. The transcript has 11 exons. Lineage: Eukaryota; Metazoa; Chordata; Mammalia; Chiroptera; Mormoopidae. Gene Ontology annotation, biological process: maturation of SSU-rRNA from tricistronic rRNA transcript (SSU-rRNA, 5.8S rRNA, LSU-rRNA). The coding region runs from base 94 to 1431 and encodes 445 amino acids. The record is from RefSeq and is a predicted model, not a curated record.
UACAAGAAGCGGAAGUAGCAUGCUCCAGGGGCGGGGGCUCCAACCGGACCUGGAGGAAAAGACUCGUGGAGUCGGUGGGAACUGGCAGCGAAGAUGAAGGUGAAGAUGCUGAGUCGGAACCCGGACAACUAUGUCCGCGAAACCAAGCUGGAUUUACAGAGAGUUCCAAGAAACUAUGAUCCAACCUUACAUCCUUUUGAGGUCCCACGAGAAUACGUAAGAGCUUUAAAUGCUACCAAACUGGAACGCGUAUUUGCAAAACCAUUCCUUGCUUCUCUGGAUGGUCACCGUGAUGGAGUCAAUUGCUUGGCAAAGCAUCCAAAGAGCCUGGCUACUGUCCUUUCUGGGGCAUGUGAUGGAGAGGUUAGAAUUUGGAACUUGACCAAACGAAACUGUAUCCGUACAAUACAAGCACAUGAAGGUUUUGUACGAGGAAUAUGUACUCGUUUUUGUGGGAGUUCUUUUUUUACUGUUGGCGAUGAUAAAACUGUGAAGCAGUGGAAAAUGGACGGACCAGGCUUUGGAGAAGAGGAAGAACCACUGCAUACAAUAUUAGGAAAGACAGUGUAUACAGGAAUUGAUCAUCACUGGAAAGAAGCUGUUUUUGCCACAUGUGGACAGCAAGUAGACAUUUGGGAUGAACAAAGAACCAGCCCUAUAUGUUCAAUGACUUGGGGAUUUGACAGUAUAUGUAGUGUUAAAUUUAACCCAAUUGAGACAUUUCUCUUGGGAAGUUGUGCUUCUGACAGGAAUAUAGUACUAUAUGAUAUGAGGCAAGCUACUCCUCUGAAAAAGGUCAUCUUAGAUAUGAGAACAAACACGAUUUGUUGGAACCCUAUGGAAGCUUUCAUUUUCACUGCAGCAAAUGAAGAUUACAACUUAUAUACUUUUGAUAUGCGUGCACUGGACACUCCUGUAAUGGUGCACAUGGAUCACGUGUCUGCGGUGCUCGAUGUGGAUUACUCUCCCACUGGGAAGGAGUUCGUGUCCGCUAGUUUUGAUAAAUCUAUUCGCAUCUUCCCUGUGGACAAAAGUAGGAGCAGGGAAGUGUAUCACACAAAGAGAAUGCAACAUGUUAUCUGUGUAAAAUGGACUUCUGACAGCAAGUAUAUCAUGUGUGGAUCUGAUGAAAUGAACAUUCGUCUCUGGAAAGCUAAUGCUUCUGAAAAAUUGGGUGUGCUUACAUCACGAGAAAAGGCAGCCAAAGAUUAUAACCAGAAGUUAAAGGAGAAAUUUCAGCAUCAUCCUCAAAUAAAACGUAUUGCUCGUCACCGACAUCUACCAAAAUCAAUCUACAGUCAGAUUCAAGAACAGCGCAUCAUGAAAGAAGCUCGUAGACGAAAGGAAGUGAAUCGUCUGAAACACAGCAAGCCUGGAUCUGUGCCAAUCGUGCCAGAGAAGAAGAAACACAUAGUGGCAGUUGUGAAAUAAUAUUUGGUGUAUUCCUUCCCAUGCUGAUGUAAUUAUUUGUUACCUUUUGAUUUGAAAACUCUACAAAUAAAAAUUCAGUUAAUCCUUCAACAUCACAGGUUUUAACUGGCCAGAUUCACUUAAAUGCAUAAUUUUCUUUUUUUCAGUAGAUAAAUAGUUGGCCCUUUGUAUUCCUGGGUUGUGCAUCUACUGAUUGAACCAACAUUGGUCCAAAACAGUAUUUUCUAUCAAAGUUUGGAAAUCCAUGAAUGUGGAGGGCUGACUGAAGUUAUAUGGAUUUUCAACUCCUCAGGGUUGGGCACCCCUAACUGCUACAUUCUUCAAGGAUCAGCUAGCUGUACUGGCUCUACUAUAACAGUUUAGUAUUGUAUGUGUAAACCUUUAUUUGUUGUUCAUUUUAGCAGCCCUGAAAAAUUAUCUUUAAAAGGUGUCCUGGUUGAUAAGACUAACAUUUUAUCCUUAAUCUACUUUCUUAUUUCAUUGAAGUAUACAGAGUAUUUGCAGACUUACUUUUGCUGUUAGAAAUUGCAAAUGUACUUUAGCUCUGAUCUAUUAUUGUAGAUACUAUACAGUUAAAUUGUUGUAUGAGACCAAAAAUCUCUUGUGUUACCUUUAAUACUACUUUGAGUAAUUACUGCAAUGAUUUUUCCUAGGAUUUCACAUAACAUGUACAGUAAUUAUGCCAGCACAUUUUCCAAUGGAAUAUAUUUUCUGUGCUUUAUAUUUGGCUUUUGAAACUUUGAAGAUGAUCACCUUGCAUUUAUGG